Molecule: messenger RNA, 627 nt
Organism: Lachancea thermotolerans CBS 6340
Lineage: Eukaryota; Fungi; Ascomycota; Saccharomycetes; Saccharomycetales; Saccharomycetaceae
Product: Rho family protein
Exons: 1
Coding region: 1-627 (208 amino acids)
Biological process (GO): small GTPase-mediated signal transduction
Molecular function (GO): GTP binding; GTPase activity
Source: RefSeq, a predicted model, not a curated record
AUGUCUUUUCAAGCAGGAUCUGGUAUCAGAAAGAAGUUAGUAAUCGUGGGGGAUGGUGCGUGUGGUAAAACAUGUUUGUUGAUUGUUUUUUCAAAGGGGCAAUUCCCUGAAGUUUACGUACCAACGGUUUUUGAAAACUACGUCGCUGAUGUGGAGGUAGAUGGGCGUCGCGUGGAGCUAGCUCUAUGGGAUACUGCUGGCCAGGAGGACUACGACCGCCUGAGGCCGCUCUCAUAUCCGGAUUCAAAUGUUGUAUUGAUUUGUUUCUCGAUCGAUCUACCCGAUUCUUUGGAUAACGUGCAAGAGAAGUGGAUUGCGGAAGUACUGCAUUUCUGUCAGGGCGUUCCUAUCAUCCUUGUUGGCUGCAAAGUUGACCUGCGUGACAACGCACAAACGGUUGAAACUCUACGAGCGAUUGGGCAGCAACCGGUGUCUGCUUCCGAAGCGCAAGAAGUCGCGAAUAAAAUCGGAGCUGUGUCUUACUAUGAGUGCUCGGCCAAAACCGGGUAUGGCGUUCGCGACGUCUUUGAAGCCGCAACUAGGGCCGCUUUGUCAGGCAAAGCUACUUUAAAACAAAGUAAAGCCGGCGCCAAGCAGAAGAAGAAGAAAAAGUGUGUUCUUCUUUAG